Arvicola amphibius (Eurasian water vole) is the source of this 1002-nucleotide messenger RNA. RefSeq names its product sosondowah ankyrin repeat domain family member D (gene Sowahd). The record is from RefSeq and is a predicted model, not a curated record. Bases 1 to 1002 code for a protein of 333 amino acids. The transcript has a single exon. NCBI's taxonomy places the organism in Eukaryota, Metazoa, Chordata, Mammalia, Rodentia, Cricetidae. Gene Ontology annotation, molecular function: protein binding.
AUGGCCCAGCCCCAAAGAGACACGAACCCGCUGCCCAAGGCCUCAGACGAGCCAGGCAAGUUGAACGUGCCCAGCACCCUGCAGAUCGGCUCUAAUAGAACGGACAUCUGUAGCCUUGGCAGGUACAAGAGCAAAGCCGUCGCAGACACUGCCACCCUGUCCCGGGAACCGAUCUUCCACAGUACCCUGGAGGUGGCUGGGACAAGCGGGACACGCAGGAGGGGGGCGCUGCGAGAACUGUUGGGGCUGCAGGGGGCGGCUCCCGCCGAGUGGCUCUCCAAGGAGAACUUGGAGCCGGCUGCGCCUGGGUCCCGCCGCUCUAGCGGACAGGGCAGCAGCCGAGUGUGCCUGGAGCCGCGGGAGCACGAGUGGAUUCUGGCAGCCGCUGAGGGCCGUCUUGAGGUGUUGUUGGAGUUGCUGGAGGCUGAGCCCAGCUUGCUGAUGCGGGACGACCCGAUCACGGGCUACAGCGUGCUGCACUGGCUGGCAAAGCACGGGCGCCACGAGGAGCUUAUUCUGUUGCAUGAUUUUGCCCGGCGCCGGGGACUGCCACUUGAUGUGAGCGCCCCGGGCAGCGGUGGCCUCACACCGCUCCACCUGGCGGCUCUGCAGGGCCACGAUAUGGUCAUCAAGGUGCUGGUGGGAGCCCUGGGGGCUGACCCCACGCGCCGCGAUCACAGUGGCCACCGGCCUUGUCACUAUUUGCGGCCCGAUGCUUCUCAGAGCCUGCGGGAGCUGUCCGGCGCCGAAGAAUGGGAGAUAGCACGCGACAAAGAGCGCGACAAUGCCUAUAACGACAGCAGCACCACCACUGAGUGGUCACUGAGCCGCUCCCCAAGUGUGUUGCAUCUCAAGUCCAUGGGAACACAAUGCAAAGAGGCGGCUCAGCCAGCCAAAGAGAAGAAGAAGAAGAAGAAGAAGAAGAACAAGGCUUCAGGCAAUCAGGGAGGACCGGGCAAAGGCCUUCUGCGCCAUCUGUUCCCCUUCAUCCAGGACCGUUGA